Messenger RNA from Aspergillus alliaceus, 1784 nucleotides. Its product is annotated as C-14 sterol reductase. Gene Ontology annotation, molecular function: Delta14-sterol reductase activity. Gene Ontology annotation, cellular component: endoplasmic reticulum membrane. Lineage: Eukaryota; Fungi; Ascomycota; Eurotiomycetes; Eurotiales; Aspergillaceae. Gene Ontology annotation, biological process: ergosterol biosynthetic process. The transcript is spliced from 3 exons. Bases 151 to 1641 code for a protein of 496 amino acids. The record is from RefSeq and is a predicted model, not a curated record.
CCAUUGAGACUUUCACAGCAUCCUUUCUUUUUUUCUGUCCCCUCGGUAGGUUCUCUGAGGUACGCACGGCUUAGCGACGACUUUCGUCACUUUGCGUCACCCCAAUGCUUCCUUUUGUUGACAGAUAUCCCGUCCAAUUUCGAUCACAUCAUGGCGCCGAGGAAGGAUCCCAAAGCUAAGGUCCCAGUUCGGCCAGCUCCGGAAAAGCGGGACUAUGAGUUUGGUCGCCCUCUCGGCGCGUUUAUAUUCAUAUUCGGCCUCUCAACUCUUAUCUACAGCUUCACCUUUCUAUGUAACGAUGUGUCUGGCUGUCCUGCUCCGUCAUUGCUCAAUCCGUCGACAUUAUCCCUAGACAAGUUAAAGGACGAGGUUGGUUGGCCACAAGACGGUCUUAAAGCAUUCUUUGACAUUUGGGUAACCCUGUGGGUGUUGAGCUAUUAUCUACUCUGUCUAGUUCUAUACGUGUUUCUACCAGGCGAGGUGGUCGAGGGCACGGAAUUGGCCUGUAAGGGAAGGCUUCGCUACAAGUUCAAUGCCUUUCCUUCCGCCGUUUUGAUCCUCUGUGGUUUAGCUCUGGGCACAUACAUGUAUGGUGCUGACUUUAUCAUAUGGACUUUUCUCUGGGAUAAGUACUUGCAGGUCAUCACGGCAAACUUAAUGAUUUGCACGGCCAUCGCCGUCUUCGUUUAUGCGAGAAGUUUCUCAGUCCCUGCGCCUGGUCAGCUCAACCCCGAGCUGCGAGAAUUGGCACCAGGUGGCCAAACCGGAAAUGUUCUGUAUGAUUUCUUCAUCGGCCGCGAGCUGAACCCACGGGUGCGAUUACCUAUUCCUUUUGUCGACGAGGCCUCACGAACGAUUGAUAUCAAUGUAUGGUGUGAGAUGAGACCAGGACUGCUUGGGUGGAUUAUAUUGAACUUGUCCAAUAUUGCCCGCCAAUACAGAACGUACGGCUACAUCACAAACUCUAUAGUGCUCUCUACCGUAUUCCAAGCCUUCUAUGUUCUGGAUGGGCUGUAUAUGGAGCCAGCCGUAUUAACCACGAUGGAUGUGAUUAUGGAUGGAUUCGGUUAUAUGCUCUCUUUUGGGCACCUGGUGUGGGUACCCUUCGUCUACAAUUUCCAAACCAGGUACCUUGCGGUUUUCCCUUUGGAACUGGGCUUGAAAAGUAUCCUGUUGAUCUUGACCGUAACCGGUGUGGGUUACUCGAUUUUCCGCGGCGCCAACAACCAGAAGAACCGUUUCCGUACGGACCCCAACGACCCACGCGUGAAGCAUAUCAAAUACAUUCAGACAUCUAGUGGCUCUAAGCUGAUGGUUUCCGGCUGGUGGGGAUUGGCACGCCAUAUCAAUUACUUGGGCGACUGGCUAAUGUCGUGGUCAUAUUCAUUGCCCACCGGGGUUGCUGGCUACACUAUAAUUGAAAGCAUCAACAGCGUUGGCAAUGUAGAGAAGCAGGCCAUACAGACACCCGAAGUCUGCGGAUGGGGAAUGAUUUUUACUUACUUCUUCAUGCUUUAUUUCGGUAUUCUGCUCAUUCACCGCGAAAGACGCGACGAAGAAAAGUGCAAGAAGAAAUAUGGCGCCGACUGGAAGCGUUAUACAUCCAUUGUUCGCAGCCGUAUCAUUCCCGGUAUCUACUAGUUCAAGGACCCCAUGCAUGGUAUCGAGGUUAUUCUAACAUCUUCAAUAUUCUGGAUUGAAAGUUUUAUGUGCUUGAAGAUUUACCUGGCCCGGUUUAUGCAUCCAUACAUAUUAUUUUUCCAAAUGUACACCAAUUAGAGUCA